CAAGAUGUCGUUUAUGAAAGGUAGAGCCCCGAUUCGUCGUACUUUGGAAUACUUAAAUGCUGGCCGCUUGGUAUUGAAGGAUAAAGUGAAAAUCUUCAGCGUCAAUUAUAAUACCUAUGGCGAACAUCAUGAUGGUGCCCGUGAUUUCGUAUUUUGGAAUAUACCCCAAGUCCAGUAUAAAAAUCCAGCUGUACAAGUUGUUACAUUCAAAAAUAUGACACCAUCCCCAUUUGUUCGUUGUUAUUUCGAGGAUGGUCGUGAUAUUUUGAUUGAUAUUGAUAGCAAAAAUCGUCAUGAAAUUAUGGAUCAUCUGAUGAAGGUUGUCGGCAAAACGAAAGAACAAUUGGAUGCCGAAGCACGUUUGGCCGAGAGUAAAGACAAUCCUGCCAACUUUGGUCACGGCUGCAAUCGUCAUUGCAUAUGUGAAAUACCCGGACAAGUUCCUUGCCCUGCAUUAGUUAAACUACCCGAUCAUAUGCGUGGAAAACAUAUUUUUGCUCCCAAAUAAAUUUACGUUACG
This is a messenger RNA of Musca vetustissima, 520 nucleotides long. Its product is annotated as small ribosomal subunit protein mS25-like. The transcript has 3 exons. The coding region runs from base 5 to 508 and encodes 167 amino acids. Gene Ontology annotation, cellular component: mitochondrion. Gene Ontology annotation, molecular function: structural constituent of ribosome. The record is from RefSeq and is a predicted model, not a curated record. NCBI's taxonomy places the organism in Eukaryota, Metazoa, Arthropoda, Insecta, Diptera, Muscidae.